Molecule: messenger RNA, 817 nt
Organism: Vigna umbellata (rice bean)
Lineage: Eukaryota; Viridiplantae; Streptophyta; Magnoliopsida; Fabales; Fabaceae
Source: RefSeq, a predicted model, not a curated record
AUUUGAUAACUUGCUAAUCCUGGAGUUUUUAUAAAGAGUAAUAAAACAUUAUGAUAGGAGAGUUAAGUUUGUGAGUUGGCACACCUUAAACGUGAAAUAUAAAUAGUGCAUUAUGUUCUCCAACUCCAGAACGCCAAAUCGCAAACACCUUCAAAGCAUGAUGAAGAAAAAGUGCAGUUCAGGUCGGCAAAGGAUUCCGAUUGAGAAAAUACCAAAAAAGAGUCACUUACAAGUAACAUUUUCGAAGCGUCGUUCGGGACUCUUCAAAAAAGCGAGUGAGCUCUGCACACUCUGUGGAGUAGAAAUCGCAAUCAUCGUUUUCUCUCCCGCGGACAAGGCCUUUUCGUUCGGCCACCCGCAAGUUGAAUCCGUCGUUGAUUCUUACGUAACUUCAAACUCAUCACCAGAGUAUAAUCGCAGUGGUGGAGGUCACCAACUCGUUGAGGCUCAUCGCAGUGCUAAUAUUCGUAAUCUCAACGCGCAACUCACUCAGAUUGUUAACGAGCUAGAGAUGGAGAAAAGGCGAGGAGAAGAGCUGGAUCGAGCGUGGAAAACGAGACAGAGCCAAUUCUGGUGGGAGAUCCCCGUUAACGAACUUGGAUUGCAAGAGUUACAGCAUUUGAUGUUUUCGUUGGAGGAACUGAAAAACACUGUUGCAAAAUAUGCUACUCAAAUAAUGUCCAUGGACCAAACUAGUAUUGGGCCAACAGUUACUGGACCCGGGCCCAUUGGAUUUACCCUUGGGCCUUACGAUGCCUUCGACACCAAACAUGCUGAUAUUUACGCUAAUGCCCCCGGUCUGAGCUUUCCAUAUUAA